This is a messenger RNA of Gambusia affinis (western mosquitofish), 1591 nucleotides long. Its product is annotated as atypical chemokine receptor 3-like. Gene Ontology annotation, biological process: angiogenesis; vasculogenesis; G protein-coupled receptor signaling pathway. The transcript has 2 exons. Bases 170 to 1261 code for a protein of 363 amino acids. The record is from RefSeq and is a predicted model, not a curated record. Gene Ontology annotation, cellular component: membrane. Gene Ontology annotation, molecular function: coreceptor activity; chemokine binding; G protein-coupled receptor activity. NCBI's taxonomy places the organism in Eukaryota, Metazoa, Chordata, Actinopteri, Cyprinodontiformes, Poeciliidae.
UCGUCCCGCAGCGGAACUGUCUCUCUCUCCUCCCGAACCCGGUGGGAGGUUCUUCCUCUAAAGUUGAGAGCGCACCGGGACUCCUCACUCUGCAGCCGUCUCUGGACUCUGUCGGACCCGCUCUGGACCGAGCCGAACCCUGCUGUCUGAGCUCCGGACCCGGCCCGCCAUGAGCCUGAGCAGCAGUGAUCUCUCUGAGCUGGUGGACCAGUGGGAGGAGCUGAACUUGACCUCCAACUUGUCUCGGGUGGAUGCCAUGAUGUGUUCAGGCGCCGUCAGCCACGCCGCACUCCUCCUCUGCCUCUCCGUCCUCUACAUCUUCAUCUUCCUGGGGGGUGUGGCCUCCAACGUCCUGGUGUUCUGGGUGAACCUGCGGCCCGACCGGGCCCGGUGCGGGUCCCAGCUGUACGUGAUGAACCUGGCGGUGGCGGACCUGGGCGUGGUUCUGACCCUGCCCGUCUGGGUCACCUCUCUGCUGCAGGGCGGACUCUGGCCGUUCGGAGAGGUCAUCUGUAAGGUCACCCAUCUGGUGUUCAGCCUCAACCUGUUCAGCAGCAUCUUCUUCCUCACCUGUAUGAGCGUCGACAGCUACCUGUCCGCCACGCUGCUCUCUGGUGCCCUCGUCUGGAGGAGGAAGGCGCUGCGGCGGCUGAUCUGCGCGUCGCUCUGGCUGCUGGCAUUCGCGGCGUCCGUUCCCGACACCUACUUCCUGCAGGCUGUAAGGUCCCCCCACCGCGACGGCGCCGUGUGUCGACCCGUGUACCCGCCAGAGAACCCCCGGGACUGGAUGGUGGGAGUCCAGCUCAGCUUCUUCGUGCUCGGCUUCGCCGUCCCCUUCCCCAUCAUCGCCGUCUUCUACCUGCUCCUGGUAGCCGCCAUCCCUCCCAGCUCGGACCCGGAGCGCAGGAUCAGCCGGCGGAUCGUCCUCUCCUACAUCCUGGUGUUUCUGGUGUGUUGGCUGCCGUUCCACGCCGUCCUGCUGCUGGACACUCUGACGCUGAUGAACGUCCUGCCCUUCACCUGCCGGAUGGAGAGCUUCCUGGAUGUGGCGCUGCACCUGACGCAGUGCUUCUCCUUGGUGCACUGCUGCGUCAACCCCAUCCUCUACAACCUCUGGCACAGAAGCUACAGGGAUGACCUGAUGAAGGCCUUCGUCUUCAGGUACUCCUCUAGAACUGGGCUGGCCAGGCUCAUCGACACCUCACAGGCCUCAGAGACAGAGAGCUCUGCAGUCCUGGUGGAGCGCAGUGGUCCAAUCUGAGGUAAACUGAAGGACGGUUUGCUAAAGACUAAUUGAGAAGCUCCACACUGGAGCAGGUUUAGAUGUCAGGUGAUGGACCCUUUGGGUCAGAGGUCAAUAGUCUUUGAACGUCGGUAGACCUGCAGACACGGGGAACGGUCUAAACUGGAGAAAAACGGUUUUACCUUCAUCAGAGACGUUUCAGACAAAGACCGCACGGCUCUAUAAAGACUUUCUAGAACUUCUUCUGUCCGGGUUGCAGAUCCGUUUGGUGCUUUUAAGCUGUUAAUGUUCAGGGAUGAUCAGUGUGAGUCCAUAAUAAAGCAGACAGAUCUGCUGUACCAUCAACAA